This is a messenger RNA of Candidula unifasciata, 1050 nucleotides long. Lineage: Eukaryota; Metazoa; Mollusca; Gastropoda; Stylommatophora; Geomitridae. The record is from the annotation of a GenBank genome assembly.
AUGAUUCCAGAAAUCACAUUCAACAUAGACCAUGGUUAUCUUGAAGGCCUUCUUAGAGGCUUCAAGGGUGGCAUCCUUAAACAGGCCGAUUAUCUGAAUUUGAUUCAGUGCGAGACGCUAGAUGAUUUGAAGCUUCACCUGCAGUCAACUGAUUAUGGAAAUUUCCUGGCCAAUGAACCAAGUCCCCUCACUGUGUCUGUCAUUGAUGAUAAACUGCGAGAGAAGUUGGUCGUGGAAAUUGAGCACAUGCGAAUCCAUGCACUUCAGCCAUUGGCUGGUUUCUUGGAUUAUAUAAAGUACAGCUACAUGAUUGACAACGUCAUCCUGCUGAUUACCGGGACUCUUCAUGGCCGUCCCAUCCACGAACUAUUGCCCAAGUGUCACCCCCUAGGUACAUUUGACCAGCUGGCUGCUAUAAAUCUGGCCAAUACCUCAAUGAUGUUGUACAAUGCUGUGCUGGUGGACACGCCUUUAGCCCCCUACAUCAAGGAUUGUAUCUCUGCUGAAGAUCUGGAUGAGAUGAACGUGGAAAUCAUCAGAAACACUCUGUAUAAGUCCUACCUGGAGGAUUUCUACAACUUCUGCAAGAAACAAGGUGGUGCCACGGCCGAUGUCAUGUGUGAGGCACUUGCUUUUGAUGCAGACAGGCGAUCUUUCAUCAUCACUAUCAACUCUUUUGGGACCGAACUGAGCAAAGAGGACAGAAUAAAGCUGUACCCUCGCUGUGGUAACUUGUACCCAGCCGGACUCAAGUUGUUGGGAGAUUGUGACGACUUUGAUCAAGUGAGAGCCGUUGCUGAAUACUAUCCUCAGUACAAAGAGCUUUUUGAUAAUUCUGGCUCCAACGCUGGUGAGAAGACCCUGGAAGACAAAUUCUUUGAGUCUGAGGUACACCUCAUGAAAAAGGCUUUCAUGCAGCAGUUCCAAUUUGGUGUGUUCUACGCCUACGUUCGUCUCAAGGAGCAGGAAAUCAGAAACAUUAUCUGGAUCGCAGAAUGUGUGGCUCAGAGACACAGAGCUAAAAUCGACAGUUACAUUCCAAUAUUUUAG